GGCUUUGGAGUAGGGGACUUGGCAGGCUCUUCCCAUGGCAGUCAUAAUCACUCUCCUCCUUCUGUUCUGGUGUGGGGACCCCCAGGCUGCUGCAGACAGCAUCCAGACCGUCUAUGUAAUCUCAGGGGAGUCAGCUGAGCUGCCGUGUCCUUCACCACCCUCCCUACUUGGGGUCCAGCUCCUAAACUGGUUCCGCAGUCCUGCAGCAGGUUCUUCCACCAUCUUGGUGGCCCAGAUCCAAGUAGACAGGCCAGUCUCAGAUCUGGGGAAACCUGAGACUGAUUCCAGGUUCAAAGUCCUCAGGAACUAUUCCUUAUUGCUGGAGGGGCCCCUGGAUGAAGAUGCUGGGCGGUACUGGUGCACUGUGAUGGAUCAGAACCAUAAAUAUCAGAACUGGAGGGUGUAUGAUGUCUCCGUGCUCAAAGGAUCCCAGUUCACUGUGAAGUCUCCAGAUGGACCCUCUUGCUCUGCCCUCAUGUGCUCUGUGGUCCCCACCAGACAUCUGGACUCUGUGACUUGGCUAGAGGGGAGGAAUCCUGUGAGAGGACAUGCUCAGUACUUUCGGGGAGACGGGGCUGCCCUGCUAUUGGUGUGUCCUGCAGAGGGGCUUCCUGAGACCAGGAGUCGUAGGCCGAGGAAUAUCCGCUGCCUUAUGCCUCAGAACAAAAGAUUCAGCUUUAGCCUGGCAGCAACUUCCACUGAACCAUUUCCCACUGUUUGUGCCCCUGUUCCGAGCUGGGAUGUGCCCUGGAUACUGAUGUUGCUGUUCACAGCAGGCCAAGGAGUCACCAUCAUGGCCCUCAGCAUCGUGCUCUGGAGGAGGAGGGCCCAGGGGUCUCGGGACAGAGGACACCGGACGCGGUGCUAUGACUGCGGUGGAGGUCCCAGCAGCUCCUGCAAACAGACGGUCAUCACCUGUGGUGAGGGUGAGCGCUGUGGCUUUCUAGACCGAAAACCCCAACCCAACCCAGGACAAGCCAAGCAACCCUCCAUGACCCUGAGUCAGCACCACCCAGCCUGCGUGGCCACGAAUCAUUGCAAUCAAGUGGACAUAGAGUCAGUCGGGGGUGUGACCUUCACAACCCACAAAAACUGCUGCGUCGGAGACCUGUGCAACAGCGCCGUGGCGAGCUCUGUGACCCCUCUCUGCAUCCUGGCUGCAGCUGUUACUACCCUGGUCUGGCUCUUGCCAGGACUGUAGAGCUGACAGUGGAUUGAGGGUAGGGAGGAGACUGGGGGAACCAACCCAACACUGAAGGUGAGAAGAUGGGAACUCCUUUGUGUGCCAUUAAAACCUCUGGACUGA
Molecule: messenger RNA, 1306 nt
Organism: Phodopus roborovskii (desert hamster)
Lineage: Eukaryota; Metazoa; Chordata; Mammalia; Rodentia; Cricetidae
Gene: Ly6g6f
Product: lymphocyte antigen 6 family member G6F
Exons: 6
Coding region: 35-1201 (388 amino acids)
Biological process (GO): acetylcholine receptor signaling pathway
Cellular component (GO): external side of plasma membrane
Molecular function (GO): acetylcholine receptor inhibitor activity
Source: RefSeq, a predicted model, not a curated record